Molecule: messenger RNA, 1167 nt
Organism: Glossina fuscipes
Lineage: Eukaryota; Metazoa; Arthropoda; Insecta; Diptera; Glossinidae
Product: odorant receptor 46a-like
Exons: 3
Coding region: 1-1167 (388 amino acids)
Biological process (GO): sensory perception of smell; detection of chemical stimulus involved in sensory perception of smell
Cellular component (GO): plasma membrane
Molecular function (GO): olfactory receptor activity; odorant binding
Source: RefSeq, a predicted model, not a curated record
AUGGACGGUCGUGAACAUCGCAGAUAUUUGAAAGCAUUUUAUAAACAUCAAUGCUGGGUGUUUCGUUUAUUCGGUCUCUGGAAAUUAUCUGCCGAUAUGACACAAUCCUAUCAACUUUUACACGCUCUCUAUUUCAAUUAUUUUCUAACGAUGUGGGUUCUAUCCUUAGAUGCCAGCUGCAUAAUGCAAUUGGUUUUUAAGGCAAGAGAUUUAAAUGAAGUGAUUGAAGUAUUUAUUAUAUUCGCUACAGCUCUCGCGGUUCUAGCUAAAUUUCUUACCAUCAAAAUGAAGAAUGAUUUAUACCGUCAAUGGUGCGAGAUGAUUGCAAGCUCAACAUUCCGACCUAACAAUACGCGCGAAAUUCAAUUGUUUCAACAAUCCCAGAGAUUAGCACGUUUAAUACGUAACGCUUAUUGUGUUCUUUCGUUUAUAGCUCUCAAUAUGUUAAUGUGUGUAGUGGAUGAUAGUGGAUUACCUUUAUCAAUUUAUAGCCCCUUUGAUACGAAUAGAAAGUCGGGCUACUUAUUAACCUAUGGUUAUCAAUAUAUAACCGCUUCAGUAUGUUGCUAUUUGAAUAUUGCUUUCGACUCGUUAUCGGCCUCAUUUCUUAUUCACCUUAAAGGACAGAUGGACAUUUUGUGUGAUCGGUUAAAAAAUGUUGAUAAAUAUUCGAAAUGCAAUAAUGAUCAUAAAAUUACCGAUGAAUUGAAAAAUUGCAUUAAAUAUUACGAAGAAAUUUUAAACGUUGCCCAGAUCAUUCAGGAUUUAAUAAGUUUACCGAUUUCUAUACAAAUUGUUUGUUCGGUCUUAGUAUUGGUCGCUAAUUUUUUCGGAAUGACUUUUUUGGCCGAUCCCGGUGAUUAUGCAUUUUUCUUCAAAGUGCUGAUCUAUCAACUUUGUAUGCUCUCGCAAAUCUAUAUUUUAUGCUAUUUCCCUAACGAGGUAACCGAUCGAAGUGAAGCUAUUUCUCAUUCUCUAUAUAGCGCGGAAUGGUUUCCUUGGAGUCAAAUGAAUCGUAAAUUAACUUUCAUGAUGAUGGACCGGUUCGAUGUACCUAUCCGCUUUAGAUCGAUCAAUCCCACCUAUAGCUUCAAUCUGGCCGCUUUCACUUCGAUUGUUAACUCUUCAUACAGUUACUUUGCUUUAUUAAGAAAUAUGAACAAUUAA